GAGGGACUGAGGGAUAAAGAGUCGCUGGAGCCAUGGGAGGGGGAGAUCUGAACCUGAAGAAGAGCUGGCACCCCCAGACCCUCCGUAACGUGGAGAAGGUGUGGAAAGCGGAACAGAAACAUGAGGCCGAGAGGAAGAAGAUCGAGGAGCUACAGAAAGAGCUGCGGGAGGAGCGAGCGAGGGAGGAGAUGCAGCGAUACGCCGAGGACACGGGCGCGGUUAAGAAAAAAGAUGAUAAACUGGACUGGAUGUACCAAGGCCCGGGGGGUGCAGUGAAUCGCGAGGAAUAUCUGCUGGGGAGACCCGUGGACAAAUACAUCCUGGAUAAAAUGAAGGACCCCGAGAGCGGCCCCUCCUCUGAGACCGGACUCCUCCCCGGCUCCAUAUUCUCAGCAGCCGGAGCCAAUUCCACCCUAGACAUGGCCAACAAGAUCCGUGAGGAUCCGCUCUUCAUGAUCCGGAAGAGAGAAGAUGAGAAAAAGAGAGAAGUUCUGAAAAAUCCUGUGAAGAUGAAGAAGAUUAGAGAAAUGCUGCAGAACAGCCUGGAGCAAAAGAGCAAGAAGAAGAAGAAGGAGAAAAAGAAGCGGAGAAAGGAGAGAAGGGCAGAGUCCAGCAGUGAGGAGGACAGCGGUGAUGAAGAGGAAGACCAUUGCAGGAAUAGGUCUCACAAGCAACGCAAACGUUCUCCUUCCCCCCAAGCUCGACACAGGGAGUCUGGAUACGGCCUCCAGGUCAGAGAUCAUGGACAAGUCAGCAGAGGAGGCCACACACAUAAGGACAGAGCCCGGGCACAUUCCCAGAGCCCCCACCGUGACAACAAGGGGUCUAAGACGGGGGGCUCAUACGGAGGCCGGAAAAGGAGCCCCUCCCCACAGAAACAAGAGCCGUACAGGAGACAGCGGCCUUCGGGUUAUACCAAGAAACUCUCAGCUGAGGAGCUUGAACGGCGGAGGCAGGAGAUGAUGGAAGAUGCCCAACAGCGGGAGAAGGAAAGAGAGCGCAAUGUCAGAAGGUUCUAUCAGGAGGAGGAGAAGGACAGACCGAAGGAGAGCAAGUUUAUACAUCAAAUGAAGCUCGAGAGCGCGGCCUCGUCAUCAGUCGAGGAUCGAGUCAAACGAAACAUUCACGGGAUCCAACGUACGUCUGCCGCCCUGGAAAGGAACUUUAUGAAACGAUGAAUUCUCAUUCGUCCGUGGCCUCCAGCAAUUAAACGUGGCUCCUAUAAUGACUCACGGACGUUUCUUUAUCUCCUCCAGAGAGAACAAGGGAACCAUUUAAUCCCCUUCUUUCUCCCUCUCGCUGUGACACAGUAAAUUGCCCAAAGUCCCUGGAAUUUCCCCUUUGUUUCCGACUCACAAAACUCGUUCUCCUUCGAGUGCAACAGGCGAGAAAUCGAUCAAAAAUGUAUCGUUUGCUGCAACGAGAUGUUUAAAUACUUUGUUUUUUAACUGGGAUUUUAUACUCUAUCCAAUCGCAAUAACCGGGCAGAAUCUGUCCCUUUUAACUAGGGAUCUACUAAAUCCAGGAUUCAGUCCGGGAUUCGGCCUUUUCAGCAGGAUCUGAAUUUGUACAAAACCAUAUGCAAAUUAGGAUUCGGUUCGGUAUUCGGCCAAAUCCAAAAUCGUGGAUUCGGUCCAUCCCUAGUUUUAACAGUGGGGAAGAUGCAGAGAGGCUUUAUAUUUGGUGCUGAGCCUGGAUCACUAACACGGCUUUCAUUAGCCCUUCAUGUGGCCACUGAUCCUGCUGGUGGGAGGAGCUUUCCUCUUGGAUUUCAUGAAAUAUCCUCAAAGUUCUUUCUGUCAUUCCUCCAUGAAAUGGUGCUGAUCUCACACUGUGUGUAUUUACUCGGCUUUUACUUUGUUCACACAAUUUAAUUUUUUAUUAAAGGAUUCUCUUUUAUA
This is a messenger RNA of Xenopus laevis (African clawed frog), 1901 nucleotides long. RefSeq names its product CWC25 spliceosome-associated protein homolog S homeolog (gene cwc25.S). Lineage: Eukaryota; Metazoa; Chordata; Amphibia; Anura; Pipidae. Gene Ontology annotation, cellular component: U2-type spliceosomal complex; nucleus. The record is from RefSeq and is marked provisional. Gene Ontology annotation, biological process: mRNA splicing, via spliceosome.